AUGGAUCUUGGCGAAGACAAAUGGAUUUUCAUCUGGUCCGGCGUGGGCGGCGGAGUGAUAGUCCUGCUGGCCUUGUUCGCCGCGCUCACAGCCUACCUAUGCGCCCGCCACAACCACCGACGCCGCCCGGGCGGCGGCUCGCCCUACCUGCCCCUCUACGACGAAGAGGCCGCGAUGCCGCGCGGGCGCAAGGGCAAGGGCGAUGUGAUGUCGGCCGAGGCCUCGCUGCGAGAGUACCUGGAGGACAACGUGGCCACCCCUCCCGAGACCCAGCAACACCGCAUCAGAGAAGAGGAGGCGCUGAUGAACGCGCGGUACUAUCUGCGGUCCUCGAUGGCCGCCAUGGACACUUCGCUCCCGGGCAUAGGUCACAGGAAGCGCAAGUUUUCGUUCCUCGUUCGACAUCCACAGCGCGGGCUGCAUCUCAUGACCAUGGUACACCGAGGCAUCAAUUGCGUGCUCUCAUUCGGCAGCGACAGCGGCAAAGCCACCUUUUGCAACCUCCUCCAGUCCCUGCGACAUCCCUACGUUUGUCCCACGCUCGAUGCCGAUUUUUUAGCGGAGAAAGAGAUGGCCGUGAUCUUUCGCGCCUUCCAGCCCAAGGGCAGCCUCAAGGACCUCAUCUAUCGCGGCCUGGCGUUCUUCCAGUCGAAGGGGUUCAUGUAUGGCCAUCUCCACUCGGGCAACGUCAUCCUCGACAACAAAACGUGCCGCCUCACCGACUAUGAAAACAGUUUGCUGAAUGUGAUGCCGCGCCUACAGCCGUUCUUCCUUCUUCUGCCCGAUCGGCAGCCCGAUGUGAUCGCCUUCGCACACCUUCUCUUUGAGAUGGCGGCGGGGCGAGAGCUGACAGCACACGACCAAGUCAACGAGGACACACUCGCCUCGCAGCCGCAGGUCCUCGACAUCCUGAAGCGAAUACUGGGCCUUGCGGUCGGUCAGGAGGAGGCGCUACGAACAGUGACCGAGGUCCUUCACCAGCCCUUCUUCUUCCACGUCCAGCUUCGUCAUCACUCCUCGAAAAAGACGCGGAUCGAUUCCAAGGGGCUGGACAUGCUCAAGGCCGCGCACCGCACCUCCAUCAUCGGCAAGGACGAUUUCCUCGCCCUCGAAGGCGAACACGAGCUCGGCCGAUCCCUCCGCCGGUGCGUGUCUCUCGUCGAUACGCGGCGAGCGGAGAGGGAGGAGAAGCGGCGCGUCGUCGCCGCGAUCGCUGGCAGCCUCGACCUCGUCGACCCCGCCGCCGACCACCAGCAGCACCAGCAGCAGAACCAGCAACACGAUGGUCCGGCUGGGCAGGACGAAGAGGAAACGACGACCACGAUGACCGACACCAACAUCAAUGACGUCGACAACAGAGACAAGAAGGACGAGACGGAUCCGCCGCUGGAGCGGAUGAGUCCGCCGGCGCCCACGACCCUGUCCACGCCGCUCCCGCCGCUCUCUCCGUCAUCACCAUCAACAUCAACAACACCGAGCGCCGGCGUUUCGCCCUCGUCUCCAUAA
Molecule: messenger RNA, 1506 nt
Organism: Acanthamoeba castellanii str. Neff
Lineage: Eukaryota; Discosea; Longamoebia; Acanthamoebidae
Exons: 15
Coding region: 1-1506 (501 amino acids)
Source: RefSeq, a predicted model, not a curated record